Molecule: messenger RNA, 3586 nt
Organism: Hyaena hyaena (striped hyena)
Lineage: Eukaryota; Metazoa; Chordata; Mammalia; Carnivora; Hyaenidae
Gene: SPG7
Product: SPG7 matrix AAA peptidase subunit, paraplegin
Exons: 17
Coding region: 12-2393 (793 amino acids)
Biological process (GO): mitochondrial protein processing; protein-containing complex assembly
Cellular component (GO): m-AAA complex; membrane
Molecular function (GO): zinc ion binding; ATP-dependent peptidase activity; ATP hydrolysis activity
Source: RefSeq, a predicted model, not a curated record
UCCGCGCCAACAUGGCGGCCGUGUUGCUGCUGCUGCGCGCCCUCCGCCCGGGCCCGACGGCGGGGCCCGGGCGACUGCGGGGCUCCUGCUCCGGCCGGGGCCCAGGCCUCCCCACCGGGGUCGGGAGGAGGUGCCAGCACUUCGUCUACAGGCCUCCGGUCCGACUCGCGGGGGCCGGAGGCCCAGCCAAGCAGAGCUUGCACCUAUGCCUGCUGACCCCUGCGUGGGACAGGUUCCCAGGACCGUUGUUGAAACAGCAUCUGGUCCAGAAUCCAGCCAGACUCUGGGAACUCUUAGGUGGCACUUACUAUUUUAACACCUCCAGGAUGAGGCAGAAGACCAAGGACAGUAACAAGUCCAAGGGGAGGAGCCCUGAAGACGAGGAAGAGGAGCGGAGACGGAAGGAGAGAGAGGACCAGAUGUACCGCGAGCGGCUGCGCACCUUGUUUGUCAUCGCCGUGGUCAUGAGCCUGCUGAACGCGCUCAGCACCAGCGGGGGCAACAUUUCCUGGAACGACUUUGUCCACGAGAUGCUGGCCAAGGGCGAGGUGCAGCGGGUACAGGUGGUGCCCGAGAGCGACGUGGUGGAAGUCUAUCUGCACCCCGGGGCCGUGGUGUUCGGGCGGCCGCGGCUGGCCUUGAUGUACCGGAUGCAGGUGGCAAACAUCGACAGAUUCGAGGAGAAGCUGCGAGCUGCCGAAGACGCGCUGAACAUUGAAGGCCAGGACCGGAUCCCGGUCUCCUAUAAGCGGACGGGGUUCUUUGGAAAUGCCCUCUACGCCCUGGGGAUGACCGCAGUGGGCCUGGCCAUCCUGUGGUACGUGUUCCGACUGGCUGGGAUGACGGGAAGGGAAGGAGGACUCAGUGCCUUUAAUCAGCUGAAGAUGGCUCGUUUCACGAUUGUGGACGGCAAGACGGGGAAAGGUGUCAGCUUCAAAGAUGUAGCAGGAAUGCAUGAAGCCAAACUGGAAGUCAAAGAGUUUGUGGAUUAUCUGAAGAGCCCAGAGCGCUUCCUUCAGCUUGGUGCCAAAGUCCCAAAGGGCGCGCUGCUGCUCGGGCCCCCCGGCUGUGGGAAGACGCUUCUGGCCAAGGCGGUGGCGACAGAGGCCCGGGUGCCCUUCUUGGCAAUGGCCGGCCCGGAGUUCGUGGAGGUCAUCGGAGGCCUCGGUGCCGCGCGCGUGCGGAGCCUCUUCAGGGAAGCGCGGGCCCGGGCGCCCUGCAUCGUGUACAUUGACGAGGUGGACGCCGUGGGCAGGAAGCGCCCCACCGCCCUGUGCGGCCCCCCCAGCGCGGAGGGGGAGCAGACGCUCAACCAGCUCCUGGUGGAGAUGGACGGAAUGGGCACCACGGACCAUGUCAUCGUCCUGGCAUCCACCAACCGAGCUGACAUCUUGGACAACGCUCUGCUGAGGCCUGGCCGGCUGGAUCGCCACGUCUUCAUCGACCUUCCCACCCUGCAGGAAAGGCGGGAGAUUUUCGAGCAGCACCUGAGGAGCCUGAAGCUGACCCAGGCCAGCAGCUUUUACUCCCAGCGCCUGGCAGAGCUGACGCCGGGCUUCAGUGGUGCUGACAUCGCCAACAUCUGCAACGAGGCCGCGCUGCACGCCGCGCGAGAAGGCCACAUGUCCGUGCACACGUUCAACUUCGAGUACGCGGUGGAGCGAGUCAUUGCCGGGACCGCCAAAAAGAGCAAGAUCCUCUCCAAAGAAGAGCAGAAGGUGGUCGCGUUCCACGAGUCGGGCCACGCCGUGGUGGGCUGGCUGCUGGAGCACACCGAGGCCGUGAUGAAGGUCUCCAUCGCACCGCGGACAAACGCAGCGCUGGGCUUUGCUCAGAUGCUUCCGAGAGACCAGCACCUCUUCACCAGGGAGCAGCUGUUCGAACGGAUGUGCAUGGCCUUGGGUGGCCGUGUGUCGGAGAGCAUCUCCUUCAACAAAGUCACUUCUGGGGCUCAGGACGACCUGAGGAAGGUCACACGCAUCGCCUACUCCAUGGUGAAGCAGUUUGGGAUGGCUCCCAGCAUCGGGCCCGUGUCCUUUCCCGAGGCACAGGAGGGGCCCCCAGGAAUCGGACGGCGCCCCUUCAGCCAGGGCCUCCAGCAGAUGAUGGAUCACGAAGCCAAACUGCUGGUGGCAAAGGCCUACAGGCACACGGAGCAGGUGCUGCGGGACAACAUGGACAAGCUGCAGGCGCUGGCGAACGCCCUGUUGGAGAAGGAAGUGGUGAACUACGAGGACAUCGAGGCCCUCAUCGGCCCGCCGCCUCACGGGCCCAAGAAGAUGAUCGCGCCCCAGCGGUGGAGCGAGGCUGAGAGGGAGACGCACGACGCCGGGGAGGAGGAGGCGCCUCAGCAGCCCCCACUCCGUGGGGAAGAGCCACCUUGGCCCAAAUAGGCCGGGGAUCCCUCGACUGUGCCGGGGAUGACUGUGCUGUGGGGGGUCGGCGGCCCCCACAGACCCGGGAAGGGAGCGCCUCACUUAGCGCCCCAGCCCCACCAUUCGUCUUUUGCCCGAGGCCAAGACCGGCACCCCCCUCCCAGCCCUCCCUGGUCUCCGAAGGGCUCCCGAGGUCUAUUUAUUGAGUGCCCUCCCCGGAAGAAGUAAAGGGUUUUGCGGGUGACGUGGCUUUGUUAGCUGGUUUUCCCCCGCGGGUGCAGGUGCGCGUGUAGAUCCGCGUUCCCAGGCCGGUGGCACCGUGGCUUGUGGGCACCGGCUGGAUCCAGGGGCAGUGCAGCCGUGGGGCCCGAGCAGCUUCUCCCGUGGAGUUCGUGCAGGGGCGUCCCCAGCUGCUCCGACUUCACUGGAGCGCUAACAGGACCCGAGCCAACCACCGCCUGGUCUCUCUGCUGGGCCCGAGCUGCUGGCACGCGUAGGCCGUCAGCACCGGGGACGGGCCCUGGGCUCUCGAGCGUUACAACACUGCCCCCUACUGCUGCGCUGAUCAGGGCACCAGAGCCUCUCCCGGCUGGCGUGGCCUCCGCCCGGGGGAGGGGCGGGGGGGGGCGGGGGGGGGGGAGGCUGGGCCUGCUCUGGCGCCUUGUAGUAAGUUUCAUGGGCAGAGAGUCCCAUCUCGUGCCACACGCCCAGCUCGAGCCCAGACACGGGAUCGUGCAUUGCGGUUUAGAAUUUCAGCCACAAGAUGAGCAACGGCGGAGUGCCCUUGUAGGAAUCUGGUGUGAAGGCCCCGGGACGGCCCCUCACCGCAGCGAGUGUGUGCCCAGGGGUGUGCCGCACGCGCUCACGCAUCUCCACCUGCUGCUCCCCCUGCGUUUGCCCGCCCCACACAGUGUGUUCAGCCGUGGAUUACAGCCACUUCCUGACAGUAGUUCCGCUGCCCAAUCCACAAUGACCGGCCUGAGGAGACGCGGUAUGUGAGCAGGUGCAGGUCACACCCAAGGGAGGGCAGCUCUGAGGGGAGCUUCUGCCUUUGCCCCAGUUCCCCAAAUUCAUUUCCAAAGAUGGGUAUGCAGUUCGGAGGGUUCUGGUGUCCCUGCCCCAGGGUAUCACCCUCCGUACCGUAACCGUGGAUGUGGCCAGGCUUAUCCCCUGGCACUUUACCAUUAAAUUGGCCCGUGCCUGUUUGUUUA